GGCCCUAAAACGAAAUGGGCCCUAAAGCUAACGCGGGUCGGUGUUUGAUUAAAACAAAUGACGGGGCCUCCACGCCUUGUUCCUUCUUCUUCUUCUUCUCACGCUCACGGUUCUCUUUCUCUUCUCUGUCUUUUUCAGCUUCUGAAGUUACUUGUUUCAGUUCCCGAUGAUCAAUUCUUAGUUUUUUUGGCUUGUUUUCUUCGUCUCUCUUUCAUCAGGCCUUUGGAGUUUUGUGUUACCAUUUUCGCUCGCGUCAUUACUGGUGUUAGGGUUUUCUUCAAAAGCUUCUUAAUCCGUCGAAAUUGCUCUUUUCUCUCCCUCAUUGUCGGUUACUUUCUUUGACCCUUCUCUUAUGCUUCGUAAGCUGUGAUUUUUUUCUCUGGUUUCAUUGCAACUCUAGUUCAAUUUCAGUUUGAUUUCUUCGCUUAAAUAUUUUGUUCUAUGAGAUCUGAGAGUUGUCUUUAUUGUUGGCUUAUUUCAAUCAAAACAUUGGCUGGUUAACUUUGAUUGACUCAUGAUUGAUUCUAUCUAGCAUUAAUUGGUUUUCUUUGUAUUUGGUUACUGUUACUUGUUCUUCUACUUCUCCACGAUUCUACUUCUCCACGAUACUGUCUCUGUCCCUUGUUCGUAUCGCUAACUUAUUCCCAUAGUGGGCACGUCUCUGGUUUCUGACUUUUCUCUUCAAUUCCAUGUAUUGCGUUUUACCAUGAUGUUUAGUUUCGGAAUCAUUUCUUGCUUUCUCUAUCUGCUUGUAAGAAUAGUUAACAAGUGAGAGGAAAGUCCUUUUUGUUGCUUAAAUAGUUUGAUUUCUGUUGUUGAGUUUAUGCGAUAUCCCAACUGGUGAAACUGUGUUUAUUGGUUCAGACAGAGAUAAAUGGCUUCAAAGAUUAUUGCUGGCAAGCCGGAUGAUACCGAGUAUGAAAUCAUUGAAGGUGAGUCUGAGAGCGCUUUAGCAGCGGGGACAAGCCCUUGGAUGAAUUCAUCAACGUUGAAGCUUCGACAUCGAAUUGGAAGAGGUCCCUUCGGUGAUGUUUGGCUGGCUACUCAUCAUCAGUCAACUGAGGACUAUGAUGAGCAUCAUGAAGUGGCCAUCAAAAUGCUUUAUCCCAUCAAGGAAGAUCAAAGAAGGGUUGUGGUAGAUAAGUUUGAAGAUCUCUUCUCUAAAUGUCAAGGACUAGAGAAUGUCUGUCUGCUCAGGGGAGUCUCUAGUAUCAAUGGAAAGAUAUGUGUCGUCAUGAAAUUCUACGAGGGCUCUCUUGGUGACAAGAUGGCUCGGCUUAAAGGAGGAAAGCUUUCACUGCCAGAUGUUUUGAGAUACGGGGUUGAUCUGGCUACAGGGAUCCUGGAGUUGCACUCAAAAGGGUUUCUCAUUCUCAAUCUCAAGCCCUCUAACUUUCUUCUCAGUGAUAACGACAAGGCCAUCCUCGGGGAUGUUGGGAUCCCUUAUCUCCUUCUUAGUAUCCCUUUACCAAGUUCUGAUAUGACAGAGAGACUUGGAACUCCAAACUAUAUGGCACCAGAACAGUGGCAACCGGAUGUCAGAGGUCCCAUGUCCUUUGAGACUGAUUCUUGGGGAUUUGGUUGCAGCAUUGUUGAAAUGCUGACUGGUGUACAACCUUGGUCUGGGAGAUCUGCCGAUGAAAUAUAUGAUUUGGUGGUGAGAAAGCAAGAAAAGCUUAGUAUCCCCAGUAGCAUACCGCCUCCUCUCGAGAACCUACUUCGGGGUUGCUUUAUGUAUGAUCUUCGAAGCCGACCUUCGAUGACUGACAUCUUACUCGUCUUAAAGAGCUUGCAGAACUCGGAGGAGGAACAGGUCAGGAGAGGCAUUGAUAGUAGAGAAAUCAGGAAGAGCUCGGCUACUCUUGGUUAUACAGAAUGGUUUCUUUCAAAGGAUCAUCUGCAAGUGCGCGACACCGUGCGUUCAAGAAAGCCUGCCAAUUCGUGUAAGCAUGAGAACAUGGAUGUGCCAGAAGGAAUGGUGGUUGGUUUAGAACGUGACUCCACAGACCCAGAUGGAUUUGUGCUAGUUAAAGUCCAUGGUGUACAUGAUCCAUUAAGGGUUCACGUAUCUGUUCUUGAACGGGUAACUAACGGCUUAGCUUCUGGAGAUUGGGUGCGUCUGAAGGUCAGGAAAGACAAGAGGCACUCUCCGGUUGGUGUUCUCCAUUCAAUUGACCGUGAGGGAAAUGUAGCUGUUGGAUUUAUUGGGUUGCCAACUCUCUGGAAAGGGACAUCAUCGCAGCUUCAGAUGGCUAAAGUAUACAGUGUGGGUCAAUUUGUGAAACUCAAAGCCAAUGUUGUCAUCCCGAGAUUCAAAUGGAUGCGUAAAGGUAGAGGUAUUUGGGCAACUGGCAGGAUCUCUCAGGUUCUACCAAACGGUUGCCUUGAAGUGGACUUCCCUGGAAUGUUACCUUUUGGAGAGGAACAUGGAAGCUAUCUUGCAGAUCCGGCUGAAGUAGAGAUUGUGAAUUUCAAUACAUGUCAAGGAGCUGUGGAAAAAUAUCAACAUCUGGAGGAUUUUCAUUGGGCUGUGAGACCUUUGCUUAUUGCUAUGGGUCUAUUGACAGCGAUGAAGUUAGGGAUCUGUGUCAGGAAGAAAAUAGGAAGGUCAAAGGAUGGGAAACAACGCGAUGGCUCGACUGGACAAGGUGACUGUAAGAUUCCGGAUGGUAAGGGCUCUGACAAAUCUAAAUGGCUUGUGUUCUUUUAGGUCUGCUAUGAGACACAGACCUUGUCUGGUCCAUAUAUUAUACUGUUCUAGUCAUAAUAACGUUUCAUGUACAUAAUGACGUUUUUCUUUUUUGCUCUUUAAAAUUACCAAAAAGCUUUCACGCACCAAGUGUUACUUGCAAUUUGCUUAGACAACGACUUCUUACAAAGUUAAGUAUAUAAUUACGAUAGCCAUGUAAUUGGAGAUCACAGAUGUUUUUAUAUUUAUUGAUUAAGAGAGC
Molecule: messenger RNA, 2951 nt
Organism: Arabidopsis thaliana (thale cress)
Lineage: Eukaryota; Viridiplantae; Streptophyta; Magnoliopsida; Brassicales; Brassicaceae
Product: Protein kinase superfamily protein
Exons: 4
Coding region: 875-2710 (611 amino acids)
Cellular component (GO): chloroplast outer membrane
Molecular function (GO): protein kinase activity; ATP binding; protein serine/threonine kinase activity
Source: RefSeq, marked reviewed